This is a messenger RNA of Aphanomyces invadans, 846 nucleotides long. RefSeq lists its product as hypothetical. The transcript is spliced from 5 exons. Lineage: Eukaryota; Oomycota; Saprolegniomycetes; Saprolegniales; Verrucalvaceae. The record is from RefSeq and is a predicted model, not a curated record. The coding region runs from base 1 to 846 and encodes 281 amino acids. Gene Ontology annotation, molecular function: ubiquitin-protein transferase activity. Gene Ontology annotation, biological process: protein ubiquitination.
AUGACGCUCGUGCCUAACCUGGCGCUGAAGCAAGCGAUCGACGAGUUUGCGUCGUACGACUGCCUCCACGGCUGUUUCCUUCUCGUAUCUACAGGCUUGCACACGGCGUUCCUCUGCCCACUUACCCAUGCCCUCAUGACAGAUCCCGUGGUGCUCGCGUGCGACGGACACUCGUACGAGCGCGCGUCGCUCAUGGCGAGCCGCCGACACUUGAACCAUUACAUAUUGGUGGAUUCCAUGGCCGAAGACGACGCGAUGGUGGCCCAUACCACCCGACGGCCCGAGAACGCCGCGUGCGUCUACGUUGGCGAAGUCUUGUCGUCCAAUGCAACCUUCGUCACGCACAACAUCGAGGUGCUCGAGGUAGAUGACCGAGUCGUUAGUUUGCCCACCGCGGAGUUCGGACCGUACAACCUGUCAAGCCCUGAUCGAGCUCCAGUGGAGCCAAACUGCCGCCCGACCAACGCCCGAGUGCUGAGCAUGUUUCCACCGACCACUUCGAUCGAAUGCAUUGUCGAUCGCGACGGGGAUGUGUCGGCGAGUCACCUGCUUCUCGUCGCGAUUCAAGUCGAUGCGAAUGUCGUGAUCUGCCGCGACUGGACGAAACCAUAUCGUCCGCACUUCAUUGCAUCCAACACGCCCGACUGGGCCCGGCGACUCGAUUUGUGCGCCUCCAACGCAUUGGCCAACACCUUGCGCAGCACCCUCGACAACGUCCUCCUUCCGACCACCGUCGACAGCAACGACGACGGGUUCUUGGUCGAGGCCGACAGCCUGGUCACGACCAACCUCUCCGCGCCGCUCAAAGUGUGUAGCUACAAACCUGGGGCGUGUCUGCGGAGGUGA